AGAGGUUGUUACGGUUGUCUUUGGGGUGGCUCACGAUUCGUUUUUAGACAGUUGGUUAACGUUAGGACAUUUUCUAAUUUGUUGUGUAAUGGGAAAUGUUUUCCUCCAGUUUACCAGAUAGGUUAUGCAAUUGUCACAACUAACAAACCGAAGCCUUGACCAGGCACUGAUUAAUUUGCCGGUGGUGCAGAGGGACACAACUGGAUAACGUUUCUGGUGCCGGCAGCUCAGACAUUGUCUAAAAACACUUCAGGGACUUAAAUACGAGCCAGGGAACAAGGCCAGUUUGUCUGAAAAUCCUCACAAUGUCUAAGACCCGAGAGUCGGUGAAGGUGGUGGUGCGCUGUCGGCCCAUGAACGAGAAAGAGCGUGCAGCCAACUUUGAGAGGGUGGUGCAGGUGGAUGUAAAGUUGGGCCAGGUGGCGGUGCAGAACCCCCGGGGGUCAGCAGCCCACGAGCACCCGAAGGUCUUCACAUUUGACUCAGUCUAUGACUCAAACUCCAAACAGGUGGACCUCUAUGAUGAGACCUUCAGGCCCCUAGUGGACUCUGUCUUGCUUGGUUUCAACGGGACCAUAUUUGCCUACGGCCAGACCGGCACAGGAAAAACGUACACUAUGGAGGGUGUGCGCAAUGACCCAGAGAAAAGGGGUGUAAUCCCUAAUUCCUUUGAGCACAUCUUCACACACAUCUCCCGUUCCCAGAACCAGCAGUACCUGGUCAGGGCUUCUUACCUGGAGAUUUACCAGGAGGAGAUCCGAGACCUGCUUUCGAAGGACCAGUCGCGCAGGCUGGAGCUGAAGGAGCGCCCGGACACGGGUGUCUACGUGAAGGACCUCUCCUCCUUCGUCACGAAGUGCGUGCGAGAGAUAGAGCACGUCAUGAACGUGGGGAACCAGAACCGCUCGGUGGGCGCCACCAACAUGAACGAGCACAGCUCCCGGUCACAUGCCAUCUUCGUCAUCACCAUCGAGUGCAGCGAGCUGGGCGUCGACGGGGAGAACCACAUAAGGGUGGGGAAACUGAACCUGGUCGACCUGGCAGGUAGCGAGCGGCAGACCAAGACCGGGGCCCAGGGGGAGCGCCUGAAGGAGGCCACCAAGAUCAAUCUGUCCCUGUCAGCCUUGGGGAAUGUUAUCUCUGCCCUGGUGGACGGCCGGAGCACCCACAUCCCUUACCGGGACUCCAAGCUCACCCGUCUGCUGCAGGACUCCCUGGGUGGCAACGCCCGCACCGUGAUGGUGGCUAACAUCGGACCAGCCUCCUACAACGUUGAGGAGACGCUGACCACGCUGCGCUACUCAAACCGGGCCAAGAAUAUCAAGAACAAGCCCCGCGUCAAUGAGGACCCCAAAGAUGCUCUGCUCAGGGAGUUCCAGGAAGAAAUAGCCCGGCUCAAAGAACAACUGCAGAAACGCUCAGGGAAGAAGAAGAGGAGGAGGAAGAAGAGGCUUGGAGAAUCUGGGGAGGAGCUAGAAGAGGACACGGAGGGAGAGACUGAGGAUGAUGACGACGACGAAGGUUUAGAAACGGGCGAUAAAGUGGGUGCGGAUUACUGGCGUGAACAACAGGACAAGUUGGAAAGGGAGAGGAAGGCCAUUAUGGAGGACCACAGUCUUGUGGCGGAGGAGAAACAGAGGCUGUUGAAAGAGAAGGAGAGGAAGAUGGACGCCCUCAAAAGGGAGCAGGAAGCGGGCGAGAUGCUGACUGCCAAAGUGAAGGCGAUGGAGAGUAAGCUUCUGGUAGGCGGGAAGAACAUUGUGGACCACACCAACGAGCAACAGAGAAUCCUUGAGCAAAAGAGACAGGAAAUCGCCGAACAGAAACGCAAAGAGAGGGAGAUGCAGCAGCAGGUGGAGAAUCGUGAUGAAGAGACCCUGGAGUUGAAGGAGACCUACAGCUCGCUACAGCAGGAAGUGGAUAUUAAGACCAAAAAGCUCAAGAAGCUCUUUGCCAAGCUGCAGGCUGUGAAGCAGGAGAUCAGCGAUGUUCAAGAGGAACACAUCAAGGAGAGACAGAACCUGGAGCAGACCCAGAACGAGCUGACCAGGGAGCUCAAACUAAAGCAUCUCAUCAUUGAGAACUUCAUCCCCACGGAGGAGAAGAAUAAGAUUGUGAACAGGGCUUUCUUUGAUGAAGAGGACGACCAUUGGAAGAUGAGGCCCAUCACCCGCAUAGAGGAUGAUCAGCAAAUGAUGACCAGACCAGUGUCGGCAGUGGGCUACCGGAGGCCCCUGAGCAAUCACGCCCGCAAAGCCAUGGUGAUGAAGACCAACAUCAGAUACAAGGCAGAGAACAUCCUGGUGCUGGACAUGGACAUGCCGGCCCGGACCACUAAGGACUAUGAGGAGCCUGUCAUUGCCCCCACGGUUGCCGCGGCGCUUGAGGACGCGCUGAGGGAAGAGCAGGAGAUCCAGGUGGAUGCAUCUGGUUUCCUGAGCAGCCUCGGGCCGACCCCACCUGCCAGUGGCGGGGUCCUGAAGAAACCCAAAUCUGGCCAACCUAAAACGGGUAAGAAGAUGGCCACGCCCACCUCUCGUACCCCCAGCUCUGCAUACAGCCCCUCCAGCCAAGGACAUCCUCUGUACCCACAAUCCCGUGGGCUUGUGCCCAAGUGA
Messenger RNA from Esox lucius (northern pike), 2618 nucleotides. RefSeq names its product kinesin family member 3B (gene kif3b). Gene Ontology annotation, molecular function: microtubule binding; ATP binding; microtubule motor activity. The record is from RefSeq and is a predicted model, not a curated record. Gene Ontology annotation, biological process: microtubule-based movement. Bases 306 to 2618 code for a protein of 770 amino acids. The transcript is spliced from 9 exons. Lineage: Eukaryota; Metazoa; Chordata; Actinopteri; Esociformes; Esocidae.